AAAUAUAACAAACUUAAAAAAUGCAGCAUAUAUUACAUAUAAACUACAUUUUAAAAUUAUUUUUUAAAUCAAAUUUCUAAACACUCUUUAGCAUGAUUAAUUAAUUUAAGAUAAAUAUUAAUUAAUUUUAGUACCUGCUCGAGUGCUCGAGUUAUGUACCCUGUUUCCAAUACCAACAAGAGAAAAUAUACACCGGACUACCACACAUAGUCGCUGAGGCAGUUAAAGGUUGGAAGAAGUGUCAUUUUGAUUUUAAAAUAAAAACUAUGGAUGCUUCACAACAGCUAGGGCCUGGAGGAGUGCCAGUAAACGCUAGAACCUCAGAAUACUACAGAACACAAGACCUACCACACAGAUUUGAACACCCGUAUGUAUUCAAGGGGUAUGGCCAGAAGCAACAGAAUCCCAUGUACACGACAGAAGCUUCCAAAUAUGGAUCUAAAGUUCCAUCAGUACAUGCGAUGCCUCUAUGUUUCCAUGCUAAGUCACAGAAAUUCUCCGAUCAUCUGGGAAAGUGUGGAAUGCCACGGAACUUUUCACUUAAUACAUCUGUAGACAAAAGCAUAGUCUGAGUCUAAAAAUCUAUUUGAUACUUUUACAAAAAACUGGAUUCAACCACAUGAUAACACUCAAAUCACCUGCUUCGUUCUUUAGGAGUCAUGUGCUGAUUUUUUUGUAAAGAAUUAUCUAUUAGCUAAUAUGAUUUUGAAGUGUACAAUUUUUAAAAGUUUAUCUUUAACAGUGAAAGCUUUAGAAGGCUUAUAAUAACAUCAUCUUUAUGUUUAAAAACAGUAAAAUGAAGUAUUUUCUUUGACAUGACAAAAACAAAUACAAACAAUUCUGUUAAAUAAAACCAAUUCAUAAUAGCAGUAUCAAUUUUAUUUCCCAAUAUUUACAAACCAUUAUCACAACAAUGAAUUGGCUCAAAUAUGAAACUUAAUCAGACUAAAGAUAACUGAAAAUCUAGUAACAUAAGUAACUUUAAAGAUACCUUGAUUAACUAGUUACAGUAAAGACCAGCUCAGUUAUAAAUUAUAAACAAUCACAUCUUAAUUUUUAAAUGUAUCAACGUAAAAAAAAUAAUUUUAAUGGCAGUAAAGUUUUACAUGAGUAAAUGAACAACUUGUUCUGGUGUCCUUGGCACAAUGUUUAAACUAUCUUUGUAACCAUUCAAAGGAUCCAAAAUUGCUUUGUAGAUUUCCUUAUAAGCUUGGCAUACCAGUUCCACUGUUCUCUUUUUAGCUGAUUCCCUGUAGAAAUACAAUGUGAAAAUGUUUUUAUUAUAAACAGUCUUCUAUAAAAGUAUUGUUACUGCACAAAUACAUUUUUGUUAAAAGUUAAGCCCUUUGAAAAAAAAAAAAAUAUCAAUUUCGACAUAGAGUAUCUGUGUAUAAAAAUGGUAUAGGAGAAAACCAACCUGACACUUGAACUAAGUAUAAAACUGCACUGUGGUAAAGUUAAACUAUCUGGUUGGGCCAGAUAACUGUCAAACUUGUUCUGUAAAAGAAAAUAAAUUCUUAA
Molecule: messenger RNA, 1521 nt
Organism: Physella acuta
Lineage: Eukaryota; Metazoa; Mollusca; Gastropoda; Physidae
Product: piercer of microtubule wall 1 protein-like
Biological process (GO): axoneme assembly
Cellular component (GO): axonemal microtubule
Source: RefSeq, a predicted model, not a curated record